Molecule: messenger RNA, 1032 nt
Organism: Sinocyclocheilus anshuiensis
Lineage: Eukaryota; Metazoa; Chordata; Actinopteri; Cypriniformes; Cyprinidae
Product: coenzyme Q-binding protein COQ10 homolog, mitochondrial-like
Exons: 5
Coding region: 185-895 (236 amino acids)
Biological process (GO): cellular respiration
Cellular component (GO): mitochondrion
Molecular function (GO): ubiquinone binding
Source: RefSeq, a predicted model, not a curated record
GGAGCCGGUUCUCAACUCCUCCCCUCAGAGCGUCACUCUACAGCUCUGCCCUUAAUAGUGAAGUCACUCCACUAUCGUUCAGUUCCAGCGGAGCCGCCGCUUAUUACGGCCAUUGACACAGUUAUCAUUGCGCAGGGAUUUUUCGGAAAAGCUCCAGUGAUUUUACAAGCUUCCAAUAGCACAAAUGGCAAAGCAGGCCACUUCGCUUUUAGUCCGGGGACUCCGGGCUCUGGAGAUGUCAGAAAGACAGUCGUGCGGUGUCAUGAGGAGAAACUCCAACUGCACCAUCAGACAUUUGAGCUCAUGUGGUAUCUUAGUUACAAGGCGGGUAAGCUUACCUCCUCCAGCAUCUUCUCAGAUGGUGCCCACCCGGAGCUUUAUUAACUUGUCAGCCCCCCUCAUAACGCGGAGAAUGGAGUACUCAGAGAGCCGGAGCAUUGGUUACUCAACUGAGCAGAUGUACAACAUUGUUGCCAAUGUGGACCAGUACCAGCAGUUUGUGCCUUGGUGCAAGAAGUCAAAGGUAACGAGGGGGCGGAAUGGGGACAUGAGAGCUCAGCUUGAAAUCGGGUUCCCCCCGAUCAUUGAACGGUACACCUCUGAGGUCACAGUCAUCCCGAACCACCAAGUCCGAGCGGUGUGUACAGACGGGAUGCUCUUUAAUCACCUUGAGACAUUGUGGAGAUUUACUCCUGGAGCUGCAGGCCAGACCGAAUCCUGCAAUGUAGAGUUCUUUGUGUCAUUUGAGUUCAAAUCUUUGCUCCACUCACAAUUAGCGACAGUAUUUUUUGAGCAGGUGGUCAAACAGAUGGUCAACGCUUUCGAGACGCAAGCAACCAAACUUUACAGCACCGGCGUUCAUCGACAGAAGACUUCACUCAGAAGAGCAACUUGAGAACCUUGUUAAAACGGACACAAGGACAUACAUAACCACAAAUAUUGUUCAAAUGUUUUGGAGAACAACAGCUCCUCUUUUUUUAAUCCAGUUUGUUGGAUUUUGGACUGUUAAUGCCAGCACAUAUUUUUGCUGGG